GGGGCGGAGUCUCACAGUGCAGGAAGAGAAGUGCGCAAUUGUUUUUCGAGCUCAUCUGUCAUAGAUUAAACACAUUUAAUAAACACACUCUCUCAAACACACACACACAGACACACACCAGAAUACACUCGAUAUGGCGCUGAACAGCAAUCACCAUCCUAACGGAGGAGUUCUGAUCAACACCGGAGAAAGCAUCUUACGAGACUGUAAAAACGUGGAGCUCUCCUUCAGUGAUGUCACUCCCAAGAACGAAGUCUUCAGGGGAACCAAGAAGGGCUCCGUCUACCUCACCCAAUACAGAGUGUUGUUUGUGAGCAGUCACAUGAAAGAGAAGUUCUGCUCCUUCAUGUUUCCGUAUUACCUGAUGAAGAACUGCAGUAUUGAACAGCCCGUGUUUGCUGCAAACUACAUCCAGGGCCUGAUCAAAGCUGAGGCCGGAGGUGGCUGGGAAGGUCAAGCAAACUUCAAGAUGUGUUUCCCGAGUGGAGGCGCCAUCGAGCUGGGACAACAUCUCUUUAAACUGGCCAGUAACGCGUCUCGGGCCCCUGUGAGUUAUAACAGUAACGGAGCGUUCGGAUUGGCCGGAGGGAUGAAUGGAUACGCGAGUCCCGUCAUGCCGCAGCCGUACCCGUAUCCCAGCAUGCCACAGGCCGGCUUCACCCACCCCCCAGGUGUGUAUCCCAGUGCUCCUGUGUACAUGCCCCCGCCCCCCCCAUACCCCGGACCUCCUCAGGACUGGUGUGUCCCUCCAGUCGCUCCGGGUAACGCCAAGGCUGCAGAGGCGGCCAGCAGUGCCUUUUACAAUCCCAGCAACCCUCACGGCGUCUACAUGCCCACGGAUCAACCUCCUCCGUAUUAUCCACCAGAAUACCCAAACAAGAAGAACAACUGAAGCACGUCUUCAUGAUGUCAUCUGAAUGUGUGUGUUGGAUACAGACACACUUUUAUAUUUCCAUUAACAAGACACAGAUUUCACUCUAAUUUAACAAUUAACCCUUUCUAGGAUUUCUGUUUCUGCUAACGGUGCAUAUCUGUCAUGAUGUAAUAAUAAUAAUAAUAAUAAUAUGAUGUAAUCCAGAUGUAAUGCUUUUGAGAUUUUGUACACUUAAGAUAAAAAUGAAUCAUUUUCUCUCUCGAUGACUUCAGAGUGCGUGUGUGUGUAAGAAGUGGCGUGUAAACGAUGUGUAUUCUUAUUUUUGAACUGGACGGUUGUUUAAUAAAUACGAGAAAUCUA
Triplophysa dalaica is the source of this 1234-nucleotide messenger RNA. RefSeq names its product WBP2 N-terminal like (gene wbp2nl). Bases 134 to 892 code for a protein of 252 amino acids. The record is from RefSeq and is a predicted model, not a curated record. Gene Ontology annotation, biological process: positive regulation of DNA-templated transcription. Gene Ontology annotation, molecular function: chromatin DNA binding; transcription coactivator activity. Gene Ontology annotation, cellular component: nucleus. Lineage: Eukaryota; Metazoa; Chordata; Actinopteri; Cypriniformes; Nemacheilidae. The transcript is spliced from 8 exons.